UCUCUCUCUCUCUCUCUCUCUCUCUCUCUGAAAAUGGCAAUGGCAAUGGCCUUGAUCAUCUCCAUCAUCAGCAUCAUUAGCACAAAUACAAAGGCAGAAGACCCAUAUUAUCUAACCUUGGAUUACUACUCAAAAUCAUGUCCCACUGCUUUGGAGAUUGUACGGUCCGAGAUGGAGUGUGCCGUGCUCUCCGACCCACGUAACGCAGCUUCCAUCAUACGGUUGCAUUUCCACGAUUGCUUCGUUCAGGGCUGCGAUGGGUCGAUAUUGCUAGACGACACGAUCACACUCCAAGGAGAAAAGCAAGCCACCUCCAACGUGAAUUCUCUGAGAGGAUUCGAACUCAUCGACAGAAUCAAGAACAAGCUCGAGUCGGAGUGCCCGGGCAUCGUUUCUUGUGCAGAUUUACUCACAUUAGCAGCAAGAGAUGCAACAAUUCUGGUUGGUGGGCCCUACUGGGAUGUCCCACUGGGUAGAAAGGAUUCCAAAACUGCAAACUUGGAUCUAGCAAAUUCAAACCUCCCAACAGCUGAUCAGGACCUUCCUUCUCUCAUAGCCUCGUUCCUCUAUCAGGGGCUUUCAGUCACAGAUAUGGUGGCUCUUGUGGGUGCACAUACGGUUGGCAUGGCCCGCUGUGAGAACUUCCGGGCGAGGAUCUACGGAGAUUUUCAGUCGACGGCGGGCGUUGAUCCCCUCAGCGAGGCAUACCUCAACAAGCUGAAAUCCAUCUGCCCUGCGAACGGCCAAGGCAAAGACAACAUCAGUCCAAUGGACUACCACACACCAAACCUUUUUGACAACUCCUUCUACCAUCUCCUCCUGCAAGGAGAAGGGCUAUUGAACUCAGACCAGGAAAUGCACACUAGCUUCAUGGGAUUCGAGACAAAGGAACUCGUCCAAAAGUACGCCAAAGACUCGCUAGCUUUCUUCCAACAAUUCUCCGAUUCAAUGGUGAAGAUGGGCAAUAUCACUAAUCUCGAGAGCUUCACCAACGGCGAAGUGAGAAAGAAUUGCAGAUAUGUGAACACUUGAGGUGUUUUCUUUCUA
This is a messenger RNA of Magnolia sinica, 1047 nucleotides long. RefSeq names its product peroxidase 11-like. Lineage: Eukaryota; Viridiplantae; Streptophyta; Magnoliopsida; Magnoliales; Magnoliaceae. The record is from RefSeq and is a predicted model, not a curated record. The transcript has 4 exons. Gene Ontology annotation, biological process: hydrogen peroxide catabolic process; response to oxidative stress. Gene Ontology annotation, molecular function: heme binding; peroxidase activity. The coding region runs from base 34 to 1032 and encodes 332 amino acids.